AUGGGCUGUGUAAAGCGACAAGGAUUAAAGAUGCAGAACAGUUGUUCGACGAAAUGCUUAAAAGAAGAUUGUUACCCACUUGGGAGAUAUUGUGAACUGGGGGAAAUGGAGAAUGCUGAGAAAGAGGGGAAGAUAAAAGAAGCUUUCCGGUUUUCUGAGGAGAUGCUCAAAAGUGGAAUAGAUUUAAACUUGGGGAUUUAUAUACCCUCAUCAAUGGCAGAUGAUGUGAACGUUUACGCUGAAAUAUUGGAGGAUCCCCGCGAUGGUUUCCCCAAUUUUAGCAAGUGGUACGGUUCCCAACUCGCUAAAAGACACCCGUUGGAGCUGGAGCUGAUGGCGAUAUUGAUGAUUUUGAUAUUUUCACCGAUGCGACUGAGGAUGACAGUAGAGGAGAGGGAAGCUGUGAAGGACACUAGGGCGACUAAAGAGAGCAACGAAACUGGUACCGGUUGGUGA
Molecule: messenger RNA, 456 nt
Organism: Arabis nemorensis
Lineage: Eukaryota; Viridiplantae; Streptophyta; Magnoliopsida; Brassicales; Brassicaceae
Source: the annotation of a GenBank genome assembly